AUGCAGAAUCCUGAAAAGUGAUUCAAUGAAUGAAAGUAGUGAAAAACGGUCGAAAUGUACACUAACUGAACCUGUAGAAAUUGUGACAUUGCCUGUACUUUCUGAAAUGUAUAUGAUGAAACCAUGGCUAAAUAAUGAUAAUAUUGAUGAAAAGAAAUCAUUUUCAAUUUUAUCAAAAAUAAAUUUAUUGAAUUUUUUUAAAUGUAUGAUGUGUACAUUUUCGACAAAUUGGGCUGAUCAAAUGCAAAAUCAUUUUAAAAGUCAUAAAAGUAUUAAUUUGGAAUGUUGUUAUUGCAAUGUAGUGUUAAAUAGACCGCCGGAUUUAAUUAAACACAUGAAAAUAUACCAUGCUUCAUGUAAUUUUCAAUGUAGUAGUUGUUUUUAUAGGAGCUACUCAGCAUUCCAUGUAAAAAUUCAUAUCAAAAAAUAUCACAAAAAAACUUCUAAAAUUAUUGUUUGUGAUGGUCCAGAGCUUUCAAUGAACGCUUUAUUUAAGGUAAUCAUUGAAAGUAGAGAACGUUAUUUAAAACCAUAUACUUGUCAUUUAUGUAAUGAAGGCAAAUGUUAUUUACAAGAAGAUUUGAGAGAUCAUUUCAAGCGCAAUCAUUACAAUUCAGUAUUUUGUAAUUGUGAUUAUCAUGGAUUAUUUUGCUGUUUUUUCUGUCACUUUGAAACUGACUCAAUCGAAUUGAUUGAAAUUCAUAUGGCAGAUAUUCAUGCUGAAAAAGGAUUAUUUGUUGGUGCCAGGCUUCGAAAUCAAAAGUUGGAGAAACAUAAGAAAUCAAUACAACUUUAUGAUAAAUUCAAAAUGAAUUCAACUGUUAUAAUUGAUUUAUCAAAUAUUCUACAUGAAGAUCAAUUUUUGGAAUCCAAAUUUCUUAAACAAAAGAUGAAAAGAAUUUCUGAAAAUAUGGAAGACUUCAAAAAAAUAGCUGAAAACGCAAAUGAAACGGUUUGGAGUUCUGAUGAUUACACAUCAAAAUAUUUAAUUAAAUAUUCAUCAAGCUCAAAAGAAAAUUUAGAUAGAUUUACAAGAAAUAAUUCUUUAGAAAAAUUGGAAAAAAACUUUCAGAAAUUGACAAAACUAAUUGUUUCAUCUUUGAAUGAUAAAGAUUUAAAACAUCCAUAUUUUUGUUAUUUAUGUGGCAUUUGUACUACUUCAUUGAGUAAGUUGGAAAAUCAUUUCAGUAUAGAACACAAAAUACUGCAAAUAAAAAGCGAAAAACUUGAACAAUAUUUUAUUGGUAUACCAAAUGAAAUCAACUAUAAUCGUUUAACUUUAUUAAUACAUAUUGUUAAUGUAUUAGAUCUCAAAAAGCAUGAUAUUAAAAAUAAAAAUAAAAGUAAAUCAAAUUCAAAUAAAAAAUUGUUACAAUUACCAAAAUUUAUUCCAUUAGAAAAAGGACGUUAUAAAUGUUUUGAAAAAAAUUGUCCAUAUGGGACACAAUCAGAAUCUUUAUUUUUUGAGAGUCAUUUGAAAUUAAUACACAGAUCUAUAAAACGUUUUGAAUGCAUUCACUGUAAUUUCAAAAUUGAUAAGGUAACAUGUGAUUUUAAUGAUAUUAAAAAUCAUCUAAGAAUGCACUCAGAGAUUUUAUACACUUGUACAAUUUGCUUUUUUUAUAAUCAUCAAAGGCAAAUUGUUCAAAAACAUGUUAGAUUAAUGCAUAAAGUUGAAAUGAAUAUAACAAAUGUUAUACGUUCACAAAAACAUGAUAUUGAAGAAUAUUCUUUUACUACAUGUUUAAAAGAAAAUGAAAAAAUUCUUAAACAACAUUUUUGUUUAAUAUGUGGUAUAGAUACAAUUAAACCUAAAAAUUUUAUAAAACAUUUGGAUAAGGAUCAUUCUAUUAUAAUAAUGUACGAAUGUCAAUAUUGUAAUAACUUAUAUAAUGUAUUAGAUAAAAUUAUUGAGCACAGUAACAAAGACCAUAAGAAACCAUUGAAAAUUCGAUGCGAAUAUGAAUAUAAAAAGAAUAUUGAUCAUACGAAUGAAAAUUUUAAUGAAAGUAUUGACGAACAUUCAUCAAAAUCAAAAACAAGCAAAAAAUAUUCAAGAAAGGAAAAAAAAUAACUAAAAUGUAAUCUCACUAUAAAACAAAAAUUUUGGGAAUUUCAUCUCCAUCUCAAUCAGUAUUAUAUACUAGCAAUUAUUAAAAAAAAAAUAUGAAAAAAUAAUUUCAUUAUAUUGUAGUAAAAUUCAAAAUGAGGAAAAAAAUCAAUCGAAUUUUAUACAAUCAUCAAUAAUCAUAAUCCAUUGAAAAUGAACAUGAAAAUUAAUCGUAAAAAAAUACCAUCAGCUCUAUCAUGAAUUUCGUUCGUAGCUCUGAAAUUCGGAAAAUUACUUAUAUGAUUACAUUUGGAAAUCAUAUGAAAAUUAAUCGUAAAAAAAUACCAUCAGCUCUAUCAUGAAUUUCGUUCGUAGCUCUGAAAUUCGGAAAAUUACUUAUAUGAUUACAUUCGGAAAUCGUAUUAUUAAUUAUGAAUUAGUAAAAUUCUGCUCCGAAUAUUCUUAAUGUAGUUAUCAUAAAUUACAUUCGUAGUAAAAAUUACCCUCGAAUGUCUACGAAAGAAAUAAUCACUCGUAACAAGCAAUUUAAAGAGAAUAGUCGUUACUCUAACACAGUCGUUAUUCUAACAUAAUUUGAGUUAGUCUAAAACAGUUAGCAUGACAGGAAAUAAAUUCAUAUUCUCAAAAAUUGUUUUUUUUUUUCACUUUUAAAAAAUAUUCAAAAACUAAAUGAUACUGCCAUUGGUGAUUCAUAAUCUCUACGAAAGAAAUUUGUAAUAGUACUGAAAUUGUAAUUGUAAUCAAAUAGUUAUAUUCGUAAUUCGUAGAAUUCUACGAGUGGAAUUCAUGACAGAGCUGCAUAUUUUACUCUCCACAAAAAGAUACAUUUGUAUAUUAAAGAAUCUUUUUCUGUAAAAUAAUAUAGUUUAGUAAAUCAUAAUUUAAAAAAAAACCAAAAACCUGAUAAUGAAUAAGUGAUUGUGCUAUAAAUAAUAACAUUAAUAUUUGAUCUCAACCAAAAACAUUGUCAAUUUCGAAUUCUUAUAGAACAAUAUAAGUGGCAUAUAAUUAAUAUAGAUUAUUAUAAUAUGAAAUCA
Messenger RNA from Condylostylus longicornis, 3108 nucleotides. RefSeq lists its product as uncharacterized. The record is from RefSeq and is a predicted model, not a curated record. Gene Ontology annotation, molecular function: DNA-binding transcription factor activity, RNA polymerase II-specific; RNA polymerase II transcription regulatory region sequence-specific DNA binding. Gene Ontology annotation, cellular component: nucleus. The transcript has 4 exons. NCBI's taxonomy places the organism in Eukaryota, Metazoa, Arthropoda, Insecta, Diptera, Dolichopodidae. Gene Ontology annotation, biological process: regulation of transcription by RNA polymerase II. The coding region runs from base 26 to 2074 and encodes 682 amino acids.